AUGGAGGAAGGUCCUCCCACCUUUGACUACUCACAGCGGUCUCUAGCAACACGGAGCAUCGAGGACAUCGACACCGAAUUGGCCAUGCUCACCAGCUAUGCCUCCGUCCUCCGCAAUCGCCGCAACUCCCUCGUCGCCAUCUCGAAGCUCCCUUCAGAAAUCCUAGCGGCAAUAUUUCAAGCAUGCGCCGACACCUCCCAUGGCUCUGCACGCUACUCUCCGGUUCACGUAUGCAGCAGUCCAUGUCUCUCAUGGAUCAGCGCCACCUACGUGUGUCGGUUCUGGCGCUCGGUAGCACUGGACCAUCCGACGCUGUGGAGCCAGCUGCCCUGCUUCCAUCGGCGGUGGACAAAUGAGUUCCUCAUGAGGGCGAAGAGCGCACCGCUCAUCAUACGGGCUGCUGCGAGUGCAAGUGCAAGCGUCCUCUGGGGCCCGUCCGGGAGUGUGAAGACUGCCCUCGCCCACAUCGCCCAAACGCGUGAGCUCACGCUCAUGGUGCCGUCCAAGGAGCUCUUGGAACAGCUGCUAAACAACGUCCGCGCCGCAGCGCCCACGCUCGAGUCGCUACUUCUGAAAUCGUCGCAUAAUGGCUUCCACGUGUCGAACUACGCCUAUCACGUCCCUAUGCAGCUCUUCCUAGGCGCGACACCCCGUCUUCGAAGGCUUAGCCUGUACAAAUGCAACAUCGACUGGAACUCGCCAUUGCUCACAAACCUCACACACCUCUGCAUAUCCGACAUUGCCCCUGCCCUGCGUCCAAGUAUUGACGCUCUGGCCGAGACGCUCUCCCGCAUGCCUGCGCUCGAAGACCUCAUCCUCGAAGACUUCUUAUCACAAGUCUCACCCCCCACCUCUCCCCCCCAAAACCACACCCGCGCGAUCUCAGUGAAACUCCCCCGGCUAUCACGUCUCCACAUUCACGGCAGCGUCACCGACGCCGCCUCCGUCUUCUCCAUCCUCCGCCUCACCCAGCCGCUCGAACACCUAAGCCUCCACUGCACACACGUCGGCUCCCCCAAACAGGACUUCGCCGCCCUGCAGCCCAUCAUCGCCACCCUAAACCACGACUCAGAUACCCACCCCUCCGAGUCGCACUCGCAGACAAGCCCGCCCCCGUCGCCAUACUCCCACAGCCCAUCCCGCCUCUCCUUCGGCAGCACAUCACAGCGCUGCACCCGCCUCAUCUACACCAGCUGGCCCCCCUCCUCCCCCAACCCCGAUCCAUCCUCCGACCUCAAUUCCAACUCCCCAAACCACCCACCCACCACCUCCGCCAUCCCUCCCGUCCUCACCCUCCCCACCGACUCAGCCCUCCUCCGCCUCACAUACGACUCCCCACCCUCAACCGCCCCCGAGCUCAUCGCCGCAGCCGCAUCUGCAGUGGACCUCGGCGCAGUCACACACGCCGAGCUCAGCGGCAACGGUGACGGCGGCGGCGGCGGACUGCCCGGCCCAUGCUAUGCCCCGCUCCUCGUGCGCCUACACUCGCUCGAGACCCUCCGCGCGUCCCACGUCGACGUAGAGACGCUCACGCUGCCUCUGCUGCCCCGAGCCGCCGCUGACGACCCCACCAUCGACGGACUGAAUGAGAACGACGGAAACAGCAACGGCGACAUGGUCAUAGCCGCACCGUCCCUACGCAAACUCUCUCUCUCCCGCGUCUACUUCGGAGCCGAGUCCGGCCUCAACAUCGGCGACAUGCCCGCGCUCGCGGCGUGCAUCGCGCAACGUCGACAAUACAACUCCCUCCUUGACAAGCUGGAACUGCGCAAGUGCUGGAACUUUGCCAUGUACGACUGGGCGUCGCUCAAAGGGCUCGUCGUCGACCUCGACUGGGACCACAUCGAGAGGUGGGAAGACGAAGUGACGGUCAUAUCCGAUAGCUCAGACGAAUGA
This is a messenger RNA of Coniophora puteana RWD-64-598 SS2, 1896 nucleotides long. RefSeq lists its product as uncharacterized. Lineage: Eukaryota; Fungi; Basidiomycota; Agaricomycetes; Boletales; Coniophoraceae. The transcript has a single exon. The coding region runs from base 1 to 1896 and encodes 631 amino acids. The record is from RefSeq and is a predicted model, not a curated record. Gene Ontology annotation, molecular function: protein binding.